AAUACUCAGAGAAGAAGAGAUGUAAUUUAAAAACAGUUCACAUUUAAAAAAUUGUUUAAAAACUGUUGUUUUUUUGGUGCAAGAUAGUAACAUAAGUAUAUAACUAAACUAUUUUUACGCUAAAAAUCAUUUAAAGCAUGAAAAUCUAGGAUUUAUAAUAAUGGCGGAAAGACUGGAAGAUUUAAAUUUACCGAAUAAUACAGUACAAAAAAUUAUUAAGGAGGUACUUCCCGAUUCUGUUUAUAUAGGAAAGGAUGCAAGGUCUGCUUUGUCGAGAGCUGCCUCAGUGUUUGUUCUUUAUGUUACUUCUCAAGCAUCCAAUGAAGCUCAAAACAAUAACAGAAAAAUGUUAAUUGCAAAUGAUGUUUUAAAAGCUUUAGAAGAAUUGGAUUUUGAAAAUUUUAUAGAGCCACUAGAAGAAGUUUUAAAAGAACAUGUAAACUCCAAAUCUAAAAAGCAGAUUAAAAAUAGACAGCCUAGCAAUGAAGAAACUAAUGAGAUGGAAGAAGCAAAUAAUGUACAAGAGAGUACGGAAGAUCAAUAAAUUUUAUACUUAGUACAAAAUAGGACUGCACUGCAAAUUCAUUAUAUUUACUUUUAUUUGCUAAUAUGAACAUAUCAAUGGAUAAUUAAUAAUUCAAAGUGUAGUUUUAAAGCACUAUUAUAAAACUGUUUAGAACUAAAAAAUAAGAAAAUACUCUGAUCUCACAUUCUUUAUUAACAAUAAAACUGCAUUUUUAAACAUUAUAAUUAAACCAAAAUAUUUGUAGUUUUCAGUACAUUGUGUACAAAUUUUUUCAUACAUAUUAGGUUUAUUUAACAAAAUUGGAGUAAUAAUUUUUUGAUAUACUUUAAAAUGAUAAUAUAAGGGUUUAUAUGCAGUGAUGAGUGCGCUAAGAAAAUAACGCAAAAGAUGGAAAACAUAAUACGUUGUGAAAUAAAGAGAAAUGAAACUAGUAGAGGUGUAAAAUUAUCGAUAGGAACCUAUAAAUUUACAUUACAUUACAUAGUUUCCCACCUUUAGACGUCCGAGACAUGAGAAUUUUAAUUUUUUUAAAUCUCCUGUCACAAUGUUAGUUAUCAUACUGCUCCAAUACAUCUAAAGGUGGGAAACUAUGUAAUGUAAUGUAAAUUUAUACAUUUCUAUCGAUAAUUUCUACCUGUACUAGUUUCAUAUCUUUUUAUUCCACUAUGUAUUAUGUUUUCCAUCUUUUGCGUUAUUUUCUUAGCGCACUCAUCACUGUAUUUUCAGUUAAAUUAAGCUGUUAUUUUAAUACAUUCAAAAUUUGUUAUGUGCCCAAUUUCACUUCUCAUUUAUAUAUUAUGUAUCUUAAAACAAAAAUAUUCCUCUGAAACUGUUUCGUUAUAAUGUUAUAACAUCAAAUAUUUUUGGGAGUAAACCAAAAUUACAAAAUAACUCUUUUAAAUCAUUUAUGUCAUCAUAGUCUCAUCUCUGAUAUCUAGACGGAAGAUUAAUAAAAUAUGUGUCAAUGGUUUAUUAUUACCACUAUUUUGUUUUACUUAUUAUAUUGGUUUUAUUUAACCCUUAACUACAGACAUCCCAAUAUUACCACGUAACUACAGAUCCCCGGUAUUUUUUACCGGUCAUUAUAAAAUAGAGUCAAAAUAUAAAGUUAAUAAUAAAAAACAAAAAAAAUAUGCAUUAGGUGUUUUUCUGGAGUCUCUAGAUAUGGGAAAAAUGGUAAAAUGAGUGAUUUUAAUAAUAUAAUACAGGAUUUUUAAAGAAUAAUCUUAGUCCUGUCGCCAGGGGGGUACAACGGCCUCCUUUAUUCAGAUGGACUUACCCAAGUUUUUUUCAUGUAUUUUGACCCGUAGAAUACGAAUUUUUUGGGUAACAGUUGAUCCGGAUGUCGAUAAGAUUGUUAUUGACCAAGAACUUGAGGAAUUACAUAACCGCGAUCUCUCGCAAAACAAAACAUUUUUUGGGUCAUUCUAAGCAAAACAUGUUUCUACAAUUUUUUUCGUAGGAUGGCUAGUUUUCGAGAUAACCGCGGUUGAACUUUCAAAAAAUCGAAAAAUUGAAAUUUUUGAACCCGAAUAACUUUUGAUUAAAAAAUAAAAUAGCCAGUCUGCUUACCGCAUUUGAAAGUUUAAGUCAAAUUAUAUCGGUUUUAAUUAUUUGCAUUGCUAAAAAUUUAUUUUUUUAUUGUUUAACAAAGCUAUAAACACAUAGUGUUUCCUGUGCCUUUACAUGCAUUUUAACGCAUGCUACGUAGAAAUAGCCUCGAUUGCACUAGUACCUAUUCUACCUACUCGUUAGAUUUUAAAUGAGAAAUCAUAUAAAACAUCACUCACGCACUAGGUGUUUGUAGCUUUGUUUAACAAUAACACAAUAAAUUUUUAGCAAUGCAAAUAAUCAAAACCGAUAUAAUUUGACUUGACCUUUCAAAGGCGCUAAGCAUAAUUGCUAUUUUAUUUUUUAAUCAAAAGUUAUUCGGGUUUAAAAAUUGCAGAUUUUCGAUUUGUUGAAAGUUCAACCGCGUUUAUCUCGAAAACUGAGCGUCCUACGGGAAAACUUGUUAGAACAUUUUUUACUUAGAAUGACCCAAAAAAUACAAAAAAAUGUUUUGUUUUGUGAGAAACCUCUAUUAUGUAAUUCCUCAAGUUCUUGGUCAAUAACAAUCUUAUCGACAUCCGGAUCAACUGUUACCCAAAAAAUUCGUAUUCUACGGGUCAAAAUACAUGAAAAAAACUUGGGUAAGUCCAUCUGAAUAAAGGAGGCCGUUGUACCCCCCCCUGGCGACAGGACUAUCUGUUAAACGAGCAUUUUGUUGACAUUUUUGGUCUGUAGAAACAAACGGCCAUAAAUGCUAUGGACAAAAAUUUAGACUUUUUUUUAAGAAAUAAACGUAACAUAGAAUGACAAAGGAAACAUAAAAAAGCAUUUACGAAAUUUUUUACAUCCAUGAGAAAAAAUCUGCAAGGGGUAAAAUUAUCACAUAAUUAAAUGGCAAUUCCAUUUUUGCAAAGUGGCCUCAAAAUUUUUAUCGUCAAAUUUAACCUUCAUUGAAGGUCCAGGAUGACUUCCACAGUCCAUUUCUUUACUUUUUCCUAAAAACACAAAAAAAUAAUAUAAACAUUUCAGAUUUACAAAUAUAGUACUUAUAUAAAAAUACUUACUUAAAACAGACAUCCGGUAAUUUUUACCGGUUAAGAUUUUUGAUGUGUGCUAGAAAAGAAAAUAUUGACAAUACACACUACACGCUUUGACUAGCAUUAUUAUAUAAACUACCCGAGAGGUACAGAGACACAUGAACUUGUAAGUGGUGAGGUUACUAUGAAAUCUACAUUUUGGGAAUGCCCGCCGGUAAAAAAUACCGGAUCUCUGUAGUUAAGGGUUAAGCAGUCAUUCUCUAGAUUUAAAAAAAAAUAAAGUGGUUUUUAUAAUCAUGAUUUGUUUCCAAAGAAAUAGCUAUCUUAUAAAUACUAACUUGGAAAUAAUUUCUGCCUUGUAAACUAAAUGACGACAAUAUAUUUUUAUAUUGGUAUUGUAAAUGGGUACCUGCAGUUGUGAUUUUUUGCAUUUUUGGAUAUGUUUUGUAAAUAAAUUGGAAUUAAAAAUU
Molecule: messenger RNA, 3584 nt
Organism: Diabrotica virgifera virgifera (western corn rootworm)
Lineage: Eukaryota; Metazoa; Arthropoda; Insecta; Coleoptera; Chrysomelidae
Gene: Chrac-14
Product: DNA polymerase epsilon subunit 3
Exons: 2
Coding region: 161-544 (127 amino acids)
Biological process (GO): leading strand elongation; heterochromatin formation; DNA damage response
Cellular component (GO): CHRAC; epsilon DNA polymerase complex
Molecular function (GO): protein heterodimerization activity; chromatin DNA binding
Source: RefSeq, a predicted model, not a curated record